GAUUCGAACCCCCCCUCUCUCCUCUCUUGCUCCCUACAGAUUCCUUUGUGAACAGCCAGGAGUGGACGCUAAGUCGUUCCGUCCCGGAGCUCAAAGUCGGGAUUGUGGGUAACCUGUCCAGCGGGAAGUCGGCCUUGGUGCACCGCUAUCUCACCGGCACCUACGUGCAGGAGGAGUCCCCGGAAGGAGGCCGAUUCAAGAAGGAGAUCGUGGUCGACGGACAGAGUUACCUGUUGCUGAUUCGCGAUGAAGGCGGACCCCCCGAAUUGCAGUUUGCCGCCUGGGUGGAUGCGGUGGUCUUCGUCUUCAGCCUGGAGGACGAGAUCAGCUUCCAGACGGUCUACAACUAUUACCUGCGGCUCUGCAGUUACCGCAACACCAUGGAGGUGCCCAUGGUCCUCGUUGGCACCCAAGACGCCAUCAGCGCCACCAACCCCCGGGUGAUCGACGACUCCCGCGCCCGCAAGCUCUCCAACGACCUGAAGCGUUGUACCUACUAUGAGACAUGCGCUACCUACGGGCUGAAUGUGGAGCGCGUCUUCCAGGACGUAGCCCAAAAAGUGGUGGCCCUGCGGAAGAAGCAACAGCUGUCCAUCGGGCCGUGCAAGUCGUUGCCGAAUUCGCCCAGCCACUCCUCUGUCUCGGCCGCUUCCGUGCCCACCGUCCACAUCAACCAGGCCGCCAACGGGGGUGGGGCCUUCAGCGACUACUCCUCCUCGGUCCCGUCCACGCCCAGCAUCGGCCAGCGGGAGCUGCGGAUCGAGACCAUCGCGGCCUCCAACACCCCCACCCCCAUCCGUAAGCAGUCCAAGCGCCGGUCCAACAUCUUCACAUCUCGGAAAGGCCCCGAAAUCGAUCGGAAACCCCCCGAGAGUAAGGCGGACAUGAUUGGCAGUGGGCGGGCCAUCCCCAUUAAGCAGGGCGUCCUCCUGAAACGCAGCGGGAAGUCCCUCAACAAGGAGUGGAAGAAGAAGUACGUCACGCUCUGCGACAACGGCGUCCUGACCUACCACCCGAGCCUUCACACCGACCGCGGCGGUCCGGUCUCUCCUUGGAUUGACGCUCCCGUAAUGUCCGAAGAGGAACGUUCGGCUCCAAACGCCGAGCACCCCGGUACUCCUCACUCCGCCAGCACCACCUCUCUCCACUCGGAGCGCUCCGGCAGCGGCACCAACCUGGGCGCCUUCAUCUUGAAGCCGGAAGGCAGCGGCAUUCACCAGCGGUCCUACUCGGUCUCCAGCGCCGACCAGUGGAGCGAAGCGGUGGCCACACCCGGCGCGGCCAAUGGCACCGGCGAGUCCCUCACGUCCAGCCCCAACGUCUCCAGCACCGCCAGCCCCAAGCUGGAGCCGCCGCCUUCCCCUCAUGCCAACCGGAAGAAACACCGUCGGAAAAAAAGCACCGGGACGGGACGGCCCGACGGGGCCGGCAGCGUGGCGGAAG
Messenger RNA from Pseudonaja textilis, 1443 nucleotides. NCBI's taxonomy places the organism in Eukaryota, Metazoa, Chordata, Lepidosauria, Squamata, Elapidae. The record is from RefSeq and is a predicted model, not a curated record.